Drosophila bipectinata is the source of this 2286-nucleotide messenger RNA. RefSeq names its product centriole duplication and spindle assembly protein centrobin (gene Cnb). Gene Ontology annotation, biological process: mitotic cytokinetic process; centriole replication; regulation of cilium assembly. The record is from RefSeq and is a predicted model, not a curated record. Gene Ontology annotation, cellular component: centrosome; centriole. NCBI's taxonomy places the organism in Eukaryota, Metazoa, Arthropoda, Insecta, Diptera, Drosophilidae.
UCCUAUAGCAACAACAAACCACUUGCAUCUGCCGCAGGUUUUUGGCGAUCAGCAGCAUCUGGAAGUUAUGAGUGAGGAAUGAGCGAUACGGAUACGGACGACACCGAUCUGUUGUUGCUCAUACCGCCAAACUACUACACAGACACGGCGGAGCGGCUGCUGAGAGAGGUGAAGAUGAGCGCGUUCGCAGCGCAGGAUGCACUCUCCAUGCCCCCGCCUCCAGCUCCAACCAGUGCCGCCUACCAGUUCCUGCAUCCCAGCAAGAAGUCCGAGCUCAACCACAUCAACACCCGAUUGCAGAAUGUUGGCCUGGAUGUAGAAGAUGACCGGCACUAUGAUGCCCUAUCGGAUAUCUCGACAAUAUCCACCAAUACAGUGAGGACUGCAUCGGCGGAGGUAAAACAGGCCAGGGAACUUCACGGCAUGGUGCACUCCACACCAAAGAGUGGCUCCGUAGACGCUCCACGGCAGCGGCACAUGGAUGAUAAUAUUCUGGUGGAGAUCGAUCACUAUUUGGACGAAAAGAACGCGCACCGGUGGCGUCCGGAUUUCCUGCACCACCACAGCGAUAAUCAUUUGAGGAAUGAGAGGAUUACGCAGGAAAGUCAUACAGCAACCAACUCGUUGCCAAGCAUUCGUUUGCCGAGCUCCUCUUCUUGCGGACUGGCUCCGGAACCUGUCAGGUGCACCCGCAACAGUCUGAAUUCAGACCACAAGCUCAUCAGUUUGAGUGAGCUUUGGGGCAAGAAUAGCUCUGGAGCCGGGACUGUCAACGACCAUCACACGCCCAAUCGCCUCCCAUGCUCGCCAUCCCUCAAGGAGGAACAGCUACGCCGUCAGCACUUGGAAAAAACUGUACAUUCUCUCCAGUCACAGCUGCUGGAAUAUCAGCAGCGCAUUUCAGUGGCCAUCGACGUGGAUCGCUCCAAAGAUGCGGCACUAAAAGAGGCUGAACAGUUAGCCAAAAGUCUUAGCUAUGAAGUCCAACAGUUGCGGGAUUCACAGCACCAAUUGGAGGCUGCGAGGGGCGAGUACCAUACCAAAAUUGAUACCCUCCAGAACGAGCUAGCCCAGGCGGUGAAUUUGGCCACCAAGUUCCAAGAGAAGAACGAAAAACUGGAGGGAGAACUGGACCAUCUCAGGCAGGAUGCCAAGGAGUGGGAAAACCGAAUGGAACAAAUGGAGGCGCAGCUUCACGGCAGCAGAAGGUCGGAGGAACUAACUCAUGUGGAACUAAACAAGCUGCGGGACAAAUUCGUCAAAGUGGACCACCAACAGGAGAAGCUAAAGACCCGCAUAGAGGAACUGGAGAAGGAGAGGAAUACCUUAACUAAUCAAAAGGAAAUGCUACAAGAGUACCAUCAAAAACAAAAAUCUCGGGCAGAUUCCUUGGAAAGCCAACGAAAGUCCUUGCAGGAGACAUUGGCCAGUCUUACGGAGACCGAGACUAAUCUAAAAAAAAAGCUUGAAGUUCAGCAAAAAUCCCUCAAGCAGUAUUACCAGCAGCAAAUGGAAAACGUGGUGGCCAAAAAGAUGCAGGAGUUCCAAAACCAACUGGACAGAAACGAAGAGCACCUAAAGUCCGAGGCACGCGAGAGCGAAAGACUGAUAGCCGAGCGGGCUGUUAAGCAGCUGGAAAUGAUAAACGAGAAAAAUAACCAGGAGCUUAGUCUCAUCCAGGAGAAGCACCACGAGGAGGUGGAGCUAUACCGCCUCCAGUUGGCCAAUGCGUCUAAGAAGAUUGACGAGCUGGAACUCAAGCUGAGUUGCUACAAAACCAAGCGUGCUGACAUUGCGGAGAAACUGCACGGGGUGAUGGAGGCCCAGUGGCAGCAGGCCCUAGCCAUUCUGACCUCCCCGCAGAACUCACAAGCCCGUGCUAGCGAUACGGAGGGCGAGUCCCCGGAGCUGAACAACGCCCGUAUAUAUCCCGAUGUUGAGACACCGAAGACCAGUAAGUCGCAGCGCAGCAACAGCACGGAGAAGAACAACCUGGAUGUGGUCGGCAAGCGGGAUCCCGCCUCUCCCAUGGACAAGUUGCAAGCCUAUAUCGAGUUGCUGCUCAGCAAGUCGCCGGGUGAUUUCGACAAGCUGGACGAGAUUUUGGCCUUGACCAGCUCCAAAAAGGGGACACCAGCUAGCAGACCAAAGAGUGAAGGCGGAAGCAGCAAGCCGCCGCCGUGGAAGUGCUGACAGUCGGCGAGAAAGUCGCUCAUAAGGAGUGUACUUAGAAUUAAGAGUAUCCUCACGGAUAUGCCCCCUAGGAAUAAGAAGAAUCGAUUAGAU